Molecule: messenger RNA, 5458 nt
Organism: Jaculus jaculus (lesser Egyptian jerboa)
Lineage: Eukaryota; Metazoa; Chordata; Mammalia; Rodentia; Dipodidae
Gene: Map4
Product: microtubule associated protein 4
Exons: 18
Coding region: 170-3508 (1112 amino acids)
Biological process (GO): neuron projection development; microtubule cytoskeleton organization
Cellular component (GO): neuron projection
Molecular function (GO): microtubule binding
Source: RefSeq, a predicted model, not a curated record
CUCCUCCCUCGUGCCGGCCUUCAAGAGGGCGACGAGGAAGCGGCCACCACCCUGCGCCCCGCCCCUCGGGCUUGCUCUGUGGCUCCCUGCUUCUCCCGGUCCUUUCCCGGCUUCCCUCCGGCUCACGCUCCGGCUCGGCGGCGGCUGUGGGCAGUUUCAGUGGUUCAGAAUGGCUGACCUCAGUCUUGCAGAUGCAUUAACAGAGCCAUCUCCAGAAAUUGAGGAAGAGAUUAAGCGGGACUUCAUUGCCACACUGGAGGCAGAGGCCUAUGAUGAUGUUGUGGGAGAAACUGUUGGAAAAACUGACUAUAUUCCUCUCAUGGAUGUUGAUGACACAACUGGGACCUCAGAAUCAAAAAAGAAACCUUGCUCAGACACUAGCCAGGUCGACGAUACUCCAGCUUCUAAACCAACAGUUCUAGCCAAUGGUGAUCAUGGAAUAGAAGAGAAUAAUACUACAGGGUCUCCAACUGACUUUCUGGAAGAGAAAAUGGCAUACAAAGAAUAUCAGAACUGGCCAGAAGACACAAACUUUGGUUUCCAACCUCAGCAAGUGUUAAACCCUAACCAGACGGAUCCCCUUAAGAUGCAUCAUGACGAUGGCCUGGCAGAUUUGCUCUUUCUCUCUAGUGGAACUACAAAUGCUUCAACUUUUGCAAGGCAAAAUGAUCCCCUGGAAGACAGUUAUGGUAUGUCUCCCUUCAGCACAUUUGUUCCUACAACUGAUACACCCCAGGAGUGGCCUACAGAAAUUCCAAACUCUGCAAGCUUUGUUUCCACAGAAGCUGUUACAGAACCUACACAGUCAGCAACAGAGUUAUCCAAGGAAGUAGAAAUGGAAUCAGUGGAAAAUCACCCACCAGCUAAAGCAUUGGAAAUAAUAAUGGAACAAAAGACUACUAACAUAGUACCAUGUGGAGAAACAGAGAUAGCCCCAGCGGAGGACAUGACACCAGCCUUAGAAACAGAGGUGGCAGUGACUAAAGAUAUGGAAGAGCCCACCGAACCAGAUGUCAUAUUGGCCAAGGACUUGCAUCCAUCCCUCAACUCAAAUGCAUCCUUGGCCAAAGACAUGAUACAGCCCAUAGAAACCGAGGUGGCCCCAGGCGAGGAUGUCAUAGUGCCUGCAGAGACAGAUGUGUCUUUAACUGUGGAUGUGCUACCACCUGCAGAAACGGAGUCGGCCCCAGGCCAGGAUGAGGCACUAUCUAAAGAAAUGGAGACGGUACCUUCUAUAAAAAUGGAUAUAGCCCCACAUGAGGACAUAGUAGCACCCAAAGAAACCGAGACCACCCCGAGUAAGGGUAGAGUGUCACUGUCAGAAACAGAGGUGCUCAUAGCGAAGGAUAGUGCAUCAUCCACAGAAAUACCCUCAGCUGAGGAGAUGGCCUUGACCUCAGAAACAGAGGUAAUCUGGGCACAUGAUAUGGCACUACCCUCAGAUACUAUGGCAGUUUUGCCUAAGGAUACUAUCCUGCCCUUAGAAACAGAGAGGUCCCUGGUCAAGGACCUGAAUCCAUCUCUGGGAACAGAAGUGGCUCUAGGCAAUGAUGUGGCUCCAUCCUCAGCAACAAAAUUGGACCUAGUUGAGGACAUCACUCCAUUCCCAGAAACAGAAAUGGCCCUGGGUAAUGAGAUGGUUGCUAUGGUUGAACCAAACGCGACGGUCCAGGCCAAGGAUGUGAGCCCACUCCCAGAAAAAAAGGAUGCCUCAAUCAAGGAUGUGCCUCUGCCUCCAGAAAUAGAGGCUGCCCUAGCUAAAGAUGCAGCUCUGUCAAUUGAAACUGAGGAGACUCUGACCAACAACAUGACUUCACCCAAGGAUGCUGUACCACCCUCAGAAACAGAAGUAGCCUCAGUUGUAAUUAAAGACACAGAAAUUGCACGGACCCAGGAGGGCAGACGUGAGGAUUCUCUGUUAGACUCUGUCCAGCAGGCAGCACCACCAGCUGUGCCUCCCUUCACUGUUUCACCAGAACCAGUCAAAGAAGCUACAGGCCAAAAGUAUAACUUGCCAAUAAAUGAAGAUUCUAUGCUAGAGAAAUCAGAGCAAAAGAAACCGAUCAAUAGUCAACCUUCUGAACUUUCUCUAGAGACCUCAGGACUAGCCAGACCAGAAGAAGGAAAGGCUGCUAUUGGUGUGGCCGGAAAUGACAUCACUGCUCCACCAAACAAGGAGCUACCACCAAGCCCAGAGAAGAAAACAAAGCCUUUGGCCACCACUCAACCUGCAAAGACUUCAACAUCGAAAGCCAAAACACAGCCCACUCCUCUCCCUAAGCAGCCAACUCCCACCACCCCAGGUGGGUCGAAUAAAAAACCCAUGAGCCUCGUUUCAGGCUCAGUGCCAGCUGCCCCACCCAAACGCACUGCCGCUGCCACUGCCAGGCCAUCCACCUUACCUGCAAGAGACGUGAAACCAAAGCCCGUUGCCGAGGCAAAGGUUCCUGAGAAGCGUACCUCACCAUCCAAGCUUGCCUCUGCUCCAGCCCUCAGACCUGGGUCCAAGAGUACCCCAACUGUCCCAAAAGCCACAUCACCUGCUACCCUUGCUUCCACUGGGCCAAGCACUAGAAGCCCUGCCACACCCCUGCCAAAGAGGCCCACCUCCACGAAGACUGAGGGAAAGCCUGCAGAUGUCAAGAGGAUGACUGCAAAGUCUGCACCGGCUGAAUUGAACCGCUCAAAACCCGCCUCCACCACUUCUGUGAAGAAAAGCACUACUCCCACUGGAGUAGCACCCAUAGCAGGGAUGACUUCCACUCGAGUCAAGCCCACACCUGCACCUUCCCGGCCUGUGGCUCCUUCUAUGGACAGAAAGCCCACCUCAGCUAAGACUAGCUCCUCUGCUCCCAGGCUGAGCCGCCUGGCCACCAAUGCCUCAGCCCCCGAUCUGAAGAAUGUCCGCUCCAAGGUCGGCUCCACAGAGAACAUCAAGCAUCAGCCUGGAGGAGGCCGGGCCAAAGUAGAGAAAAAAACAGAGGCGGCUGCUACAGCUGGAAAGCCUGAACCUAAUGCAGUCACUAAAACAGCCGGCCCCAUUGCGAGUGCACAGAAACCGCCUGCUGGGAAAGUCCAGAUAGUCUCCAAAAAAGUGAGCUACAGCCAUAUUCAGUCCAAGUGUGGUUCCAAGGACAAUAUUAAGCAUGUCCCUGGAGGUGGUAAUGUUCAGAUUCAGAACAAGAAAGUGGAUAUCUCCAAGGUCUCCUCCAAAUGUGGAUCCAAAGCUAAUAUCAAACACAAGCCUGGUGGAGGAGAUGUUAAGAUUGAAAGUCAGAAGUUGAACUUCAAAGAGAAGGCCCAGGCCAAGGUGGGAUCUCUCGAUAAUUUGGGCCACCUGCCUGCAGGAGGUGCUGUGAAGAUUGAGACCUACAGGCUGACGUUCCGGGAAAAUGCCAGGGCCCGCACCGACCAUGGGGCUGAUAUUGUCUCCCGGCCCCCCCACUUUCCUGGUGGCCCAAGCUUGGGCUCCCGGGCCCUUGGCUCCCUUUCCAGGGCUGUCUACUAGACCUGUGAACUUGGGUGCUGGGCAGCCCUUAGGUCCCUUUCCCGCCUCGCUUGCUCAGGGCAGCAGCACUCCUGUCCCGUGCCCCCCCCACGCCAGGCCCCCCUGCGGCUUUGCUCCUGUCCCAUCAUCACUCUGCCACCGAUGGGGAGGGAGAAGGGCGGGAUCCAGAGGGGGAGCCAGGCUCCAGCCUCUGUUUGGGUUUUCUGGACCAAACCCAAAAGAAACUGACAUACCCUCCCCCCUCCCUGGGUAAACCUCAAGGGGCAAGUGGAGGUGGAUUCCACGUGAUGACCAGCGAUGACUACAUCCCCUGAAGCCUGCUAAGCCACUGCCUCUCUGAUCCCCUAAUGGAGUCCAUCAUACAGGAGGUGCCAGGCCCUCUUGCUGCCCUGCCCCAAGUUAGUUAGGGAUCAGAACCGUCUGUCCCCACUGCUUACCAUACCUACCUAGCUGCUCUCUCACUUUUUUGUUGUAUUUUAUUUUUCCUCCCUAAUAACCUAUAAACUGGUGGCAAGGUUGCAGGUUGAAGCCAUGUGUAAAAGAGUUCUCAGUAGGUGUUAAAGGAAGCAGGGAAGGAAGAUCCCGAGUCUCCACUGGGAGGCUGUCACAUGUUGGGGCUGCUCUGCUCUGGGCAGCUUGGAUUCCUGUAGGUAGGCAAGGUAGGGUUAGGGUUGCAGCCUGGUGAACAAUGAGGGCUGAUCAGUGUGGACUGGCUGUGCUGGUAUUUUGUGUGUAUGCUGCUUUGUUUUUUUUUUUUUCCCUAACCAAGAGGCUGGUUUAGGCAUCUUUCUCAUUCCCUGGGAUCUGGUGGUCAACUGUGCGAUACAAGGCCAGGGCUGGACAGACAGAAGUGGGCCAUGGAGGUCGGAAUCCUUAAGGCACUGAAACCCUCAUGACCAGGGGAGCCUGAGAUGUUCUGAACACGAGGACAGCGGGGAAUCAGGUCUGGAAAUUGAAAAAUAAAAGGCUGAAGACUGAGGUCAUCCCUCUUUCCUUCUGACCUGACUGGAGAGGAAGAGAGGCAGCCUGUGGCUGGGCGGCCACCCCAGCCAGAGACCUAGCUUGUGGGUGGGAUGGCUGCAAAGAGAAAUCCCGGGAAUUGUAUCGACACAAAGAUUCUUAUUGCACUUGUAUUUUUUGUAUUAAAGUUUGCAUGGUUUCUAAUAAAGGAUUAAAACCUAAGUUUGUAGUGAAAUGGCCUGGGAGUGUCCAAGGGCGCCUCUGGUAAGGCAGUUACUGCUGUGCAGACUUGCCUCAGAGGAGGCUGGCCCAGACUUGAUCCCUCUGGCCUUCCUCUUGACAACAACCUCCACCCUCUGUUCUCAUGGUCCUGCUUGGAGCUGGAAAAGGUAGAGUUAGUCACUCUCUCUGGAGGGAGGGCAUCCUCAGGCCUGAAGGUUCUCUCCAUUUUGACAGCGCAUCCUCAGCUCCAACACCCAGGAAAUUGUGUGGGUUGGACCGCUUUCUUCCCUCAGACUGCCUGCAGUGCUACGUGCCUGGGGUCUCAGAUACUGCAUUGGGUCAGUCAGAGGAAAGAUGAAACUGGGAAGGAGGCACCAGGAGCCAAGGACAGUGUUGUGAUGGCGGACGGUCACUUGCUUCCCUCCUCGGUGUUGGUCUUAGGGCCUUGAGCAUGCUGAAGUAGACGAGUUCUGGGUCCUUUAACUCCUUUGGCCUGUACUCAGGGAAGGGAGGUGGCCCAAGUGGAAUGCGCUAGAUGGGCCGAAAGUGAAGAGCCUGCCUGCUCCCACUCCCUGGAAAGGGUCCUACAGGUCAGAAAAGACUGGCCUGGUAGGUGAGGACCACAGGCCUGUGUGAUAUGUAUACUUUGCAACCAUUUGGGUUUGGGGCAUUUCUGUACUUUCCAAUUUGCUCAUGGCUUGGCCAUUACACAUGUCUGUAAUUCUGUUGUACUGAUUUCAAGAGUAAAUAAAGCUGCCUGACAUCCCA